Copidosoma floridanum is the source of this 1030-nucleotide messenger RNA. RefSeq names its product peptidyl-alpha-hydroxyglycine alpha-amidating lyase 2-like. Gene Ontology annotation, cellular component: extracellular region; membrane. The record is from RefSeq and is a predicted model, not a curated record. Gene Ontology annotation, biological process: peptide metabolic process. Gene Ontology annotation, molecular function: protein binding; catalytic activity. Lineage: Eukaryota; Metazoa; Arthropoda; Insecta; Hymenoptera; Encyrtidae.
AUGUACAAGGCAAAAGCACGUAAAUGCAAGUUCACGUGGAGGCACCUGAUACCCAAAGAAAAGCGACUACAUGGCCACGAGACGGGUUUUAUCGAAGCGGCUUUUUUGGCCCCCCGCCGACAUGACACGGGCCCUCCCCAAAAUUUCCAUGCGCGCUCAUCGCUCGUUGAUCGUGAUCGGAAUGUUAACUCUGAGCCGCAGUUCCCGAAAAGAGAGAGCCGCAACGCUGGCGGGGAGCCAAGCCUGGUGCUGGGCGAGCGUCUCGUGCCGGGUAGCGAUGCCAGCCAUUUCUGCCAACCCACGGCCGUAGCCGUUGCUCCGAGCGGGGAAGUCAUCGUCGCCGAUGGCUACUGCAACGACCGGCUCGUCAUCUUCGACGCCGAGGGCCGACUGCUCGGCCAGCUCCCGCCGACCGGCAAUCCAGAUUUUCUGCGACUGCGAGUGCCCCACAGCCUGACGAUGAUGAGGCGCGGUGACGUGUGCGUGGCGGACCGCGAACACCAGAGGAUCGUCUGCUUCAAUCUGACGCGGUACUUGGCUGCAGAGCAUCAGCGAGAAGUCAGCGGUGCCGGCGCGGCCGAGCAAAUGCUUUCGUGGAUGCCCUUGACUAUUCAUCGGCCGGGCGUCUGCAGGAUUUUCGGCGUUGCUUCGCACGGAGAUCUCCUCUACGCUAUCAACGGACCCACAACGCCGGAUAAUCCAGUGAUGGGCUUUACCCUCAGUCCCAAUCACGGUUCAGUUAUAGCUAACUGGGGACCAACAUUCGACGUAAGCGACUUUCUUAUUCUUACUAUCAAAACGCAAUCAAAUUCUAACGUUUAAAAAAUAGUGCAGCUUCCUUGGUAGCAAUGUUAUACUACGUAAACUAGCUAAAAACUCGUCAACGUGUUGUAAGCCCGUUUACUCACGUAUACGCGUUAGCGAGUCUCCAGCGAAUUUAUAUGUAUAGCAAUUUUCUACCAGGGGUUUUUCUCUUUGAAAUCACGUUGGUAUAUAAUAUCAUUAUACAACCUUACAGUUGGUCAAUCGU